Aspergillus udagawae is the source of this 1137-nucleotide messenger RNA. Its product is annotated as putative choline kinase. Lineage: Eukaryota; Fungi; Ascomycota; Eurotiomycetes; Eurotiales; Aspergillaceae. Gene Ontology annotation, cellular component: cytoplasm. Gene Ontology annotation, molecular function: choline kinase activity; ethanolamine kinase activity. The transcript has a single exon. The record is from RefSeq and is a predicted model, not a curated record. Bases 1 to 1137 code for a protein of 378 amino acids. Gene Ontology annotation, biological process: phosphatidylcholine biosynthetic process; phosphatidylethanolamine biosynthetic process.
AUGGUCACCUUGACAGCUGUUCCCGUGUUUCUUCCUCAAGACAAAGUUCCUACUAAAAAAGACGUCAAAGAUAUUAUCGGCUCAUUCCUGACAGAAGAAUGGCCAUCCGUGGACCCAGAGUCCCUGACCCUGUCGUACCAUGCAUCCUUUGCCAACGCCCACUGUCCCGUCGAGCGACCGAUGCCGGCGACUGGGACAUCUGCUGAGCCCUUGAAGGUGUUCAUCAAAUUUCAUACUGGCACUGGGAGCGAUAUCGAAACUUUCAAGCAUCUGGUACCGAGCAAGCACGAGGAAGCACUAUUUUGCUACGAGUACGGCCGAUCUGGCCUGGGAGCCAAAGUCUACGGAUUCUUCAAGACACAGGAUGGCACGCUCGGGAGGAUCGAUGAGUUCCUCGAUGCACGUAACAUGGAACCGGAGGAUGUCGAGAAUACGGUCAUCCGAGCGGAUGUUGCUAAAGCACUGGCAGAGUUCCAUGUUUUGAAGAUGCCUCUGGAGAAAAAGGCGGUGGAACCCUACUACGAAGCGAUCAUCAACGGACUCAAGAAGUACCACGAGAUGGGCAAGUUGAAGGUCCUUGGUCAAGAAGGAGGUGUCAAUGUGGACGAUCUGGUCAACUACGAUUUUGGGACCAGGUUGCGGAAAGUGGUGGACAAGCUGGAUUCCAUAGGAGGAAAGACAGGAUGGUGUAUCCAUGAUGUGCAAUUCAUGAACGUCAUGGUGAAGAACGAUCCGAAGGAAGGAGAGAGCAGAGUUGCCUUGAUUGACUUUGAGUUUGUGAUGCAGAACUACCGAGCGUUUGACAUUGGUGGGCAUUUCAUGCAGAAGAUGUUCAAAUGGUUUGACGAGGAGAGCAGGAUAGCAAGUUGCAGAAAGUACACAGAAGAGGAGAAGAGGCACUUCUGCGAGGAAUAUGCCAAACAGUGGAACAGACUGACGGGUGAUUCAGAUACCGGAGACCAGGUGUUCCUGGAAUCUGAGUAUGGAUAUAUGUUGGCAAUCACUUUUGACAUUCACAACAUGCUGUGCUUCAUGAGUGAAGAAGAUGACAAGGAUCCCUUGAACCUUCUUGGGCUUAACAAGCUUUUUCACGAGUUUGUGGAUCAAUAUGCCAAACUUAGAUUAGAAGAUCCAUGA